AUGUCAACAGCCAACUAUACCAUCGAGCUCCCGAAGACCGCAAUCAUCGUGACUACGUGGGUUGAAUACCACACGGAAGCAGCCAAAUUUCUAGACUCUAUGGUGAUACCGAAGUACGGCGGAUAUGUCAUCGAAAUCGACGGGGAGAUCAAGCUUGCUACCGACGAUAACAUGACGAAGCUGAUCAAGGCGAAACUUGAUUCACUCACACCACUAGAGGGUAGCGAUGUAGAUGAGCCGCAAUCUUCGGAUAACACCAACCAUCUGCAGAAACGACGCUGCUCGCACCCCCCUUGCUUCAACAAUUCUCUUUGUCUUACUUACACCGAUUGCCAUGUCUGCACCGGCGUCGUUGAACGGCCCGUUCGUAAAAGAGGAAGAUGCAUUUAA
Molecule: messenger RNA, 390 nt
Organism: Ophidiomyces ophidiicola
Lineage: Eukaryota; Fungi; Ascomycota; Eurotiomycetes; Onygenales; Onygenaceae
Exons: 1
Coding region: 1-390 (129 amino acids)
Source: RefSeq, a predicted model, not a curated record